Messenger RNA from Macrobrachium nipponense, 1013 nucleotides. It is a transcript of the gene Rpn8, whose product is annotated as 26S proteasome non-ATPase regulatory subunit 7-like. The record is from RefSeq and is a predicted model, not a curated record. Lineage: Eukaryota; Metazoa; Arthropoda; Malacostraca; Decapoda; Palaemonidae. Gene Ontology annotation, biological process: proteasome-mediated ubiquitin-dependent protein catabolic process. Gene Ontology annotation, cellular component: proteasome regulatory particle; proteasome complex. Gene Ontology annotation, molecular function: protein binding; metallopeptidase activity.
UUCCUUUUGAUGAAGAUGAGAAAGAUAAAUCAGUAUGGUUUCUUGACCACGAUUACUUAGAAAAUAAAUACCACAUGUUCAAAAAGGUAAAUGCACGAGAAAAAAUUGUUGGUUGGUAUCACACCGGACCCAAGUUAUACCAAAAUGACAUUGCCAUUAAUGAUUUGGUACGACGUUACUGCAGCAAUUCUGUCCUUGUCAUAAUUGAUGCUCAUGCUUCAAAUAUUGGACUCCCAACAGAGGCUUACUACAGUGUUGAAGAAGUUCAUGAUGAUGGCACACCUACCACCAAAACAUUUGAACAUGUUUCCAGUGAGAUUGGAGCUGAAGAAGCAGAGGAAGUGGGUGUAGAACAUCUUCUCCGUGACAUUAAGGAUACAGUAGUUGGAUCUUUGGGGCAGCGAAUUACAACGCAGUUGUUGGGUUUGAGAGGCCUACACAAACAGUUGAGUGAAGUUGCUAAUUAUUUGAAGCAGGUGGUUGAUGGCACAUUACCAGUUAAUCACACGAUAGUUUAUCACCUUCAGGAUAUGUUCAACUUGUUACCGGAUGUAACUGACACUGGAUUAGUGAAAUCUCUUUAUGUAAAAACCAAUGACCAGAUGCUGGUAGUUUACUUGGCUUCUCUCAUUCGAUCUGUCAUUGCUCUCCACAACCUUAUCAAUAACAAGCUAGCCAACACUGAUGCAGAAAAGAAAGAAGGCAAAGACAGUAAAGAUAGUAAAGACAAGGAUAAAGAGAAGAAAGAGAGUGACAAGGAAAAGAAGGACGAGUCAAAAGACGAUAAGAAGAGUGAAGACAAGAAAUAGUUAUAGUAGUAAUAUCUGAGUUUUGUGAUUAGUUUAAUUAAGGACUCUCUGCUUUAUUGCUUGGAGUUGAGGAAAGUUAUUAUUAAAAUGUAAGUGGGAAUAUGCAUCUAACAUUUGUUUAGGUGCGUCAUUACUAAAAUCUUAUUUAAGUCUAGUUCUCUCUGUACUAUUGUUUUCCAAAAAAUAAAGAAAAUUAAUAUUUAA